Molecule: messenger RNA, 1074 nt
Organism: Pollicipes pollicipes
Lineage: Eukaryota; Metazoa; Arthropoda; Thecostraca; Pollicipedomorpha; Pollicipedidae
Exons: 8
Coding region: 445-1074 (209 amino acids)
Source: RefSeq, a predicted model, not a curated record
AGCGCCGCCGCUGCCGGUCAUGACACCGUCGCCGCCCCUGGCGCUGACGGCAACCGCAAGACGGAUGACCUCGCUCAGGAGGGGGUCCCGGGCCGGCGGGCGGUCCUCCGGCUCCGCCAACCGACGGCCGGCGCUGACCUGGGCCCGGUCAUUAGGUCCAUACUCCGAGAGCGGGGGUACGAGGUGGAGACAGCUCCCACCGCUGGACUGGACGCGGAGGUGUUCUGUGAACACCCCUGCGACGACAGGCAGCCGGGGAGCGCCGAGGCUCGGUGGGUAAUUCCUCGACGUUCGCUGUCGGGACCCCUGCUGCUGCGGCACCGGCUCCGGCCAGGGGUGGUCGACCCUCCGGCUGCGGGGGUGCCCGACCUCGCCGAACUCGGCCGCUGGCACGGGGAGCUCGGACGAAGCUGGCUAACGACGAGUGACGGCGGCCAGCUGAACAUGGUCCGCGGAGAACGGCCAGACACUGUAUUUGCGACGUCGCCUGUCACUGACGACCUACUGUGCGACGGAGUACACCUGGCUGUGUUCCGGGUAAAUGUGCUCCUCGUGGGAAACGACCUGGACAGGGCGUUUGUCUCCGACCAGAUCAGCUUGAGACAGCUCGGCCAGAAGGGGUUCGAGGACUUAGGACCAGAUUGCAGCCAUACAUUAAAUUCUAGUUCUCCGGGCGACGUGACGUCAUCAGUUCAAGAAUGUCUGCGCUCCGCCCUCCGCAGCGUCACUGCCCAGUCAAAAUCGGAGCUGCCCGAGCUGAGCGCAUGCCCCGCAUAUCAUUGGCGCCUUCUGCGGGCUGACGUCACGCUCUCACGUGACCUGACCUCCUGCCUGACGGCGGUGUCUGACCUCGAGUCUCGUGACCCGGCCGGGGAGGCCCUGCUGAGGGAAGCGGCCGGAGUCCUAGUGCCCGGGCCAGCGUUGGAGGAGGCCGGGCGGCGGCAGAAGCUGCAGAGGGCGCUCACACAGCGGGGCUUCUCCAUCCCAGAGGACUGCUCGGAGGGAGGUGAUGGCUGCCUGACCUCCGCCUGGGUCGUCUGUCUGGUGACCCUCGCAGGGGCCCAAAGUGCCUAA